This is a messenger RNA of Saccharomyces paradoxus, 1140 nucleotides long. Its product is annotated as DUP/COS family protein. The record is from RefSeq and is a predicted model, not a curated record. NCBI's taxonomy places the organism in Eukaryota, Fungi, Ascomycota, Saccharomycetes, Saccharomycetales, Saccharomycetaceae. The coding region runs from base 1 to 1140 and encodes 379 amino acids. The transcript has a single exon.
AUGAAAGACAAUGAAGUCGAAGAUGAGAAGAGCGUAAAUGCGUUAUCCCUCAAACAUCUCGAACCCCAAAAGAUUGUUUUACCUCAGAAUGUUUUCAGAAGCCAGUUAACAUGGAUAUGUUAUGAGAUUUACAAGUCCUUAGAGUUUCGUAUCUGGUUGCUAUUAUGGUUGCCACUUAGCGUUUGGUGGAAAAUGUCCUCCGAUUGGAUUUACCCGUUUAUUGUUUCGUAUUUUUUCCUGUUUCUAGGGCUGAUAGUUUUACCACUCAUUCAUUUACUUUCUCGUAAACGUUCCUUAUCGAAACAACUUACUCAGUUUUCCAAAGAAAUUCUGGAACAUACACCAGGUAUAGAAGCUGAUGAUUGGGAAGCUGUUGCAAGAAAUCUGAAUUCUUACCUCUAUGAAAACAAAGCCUGGAAUACGAAGUACUUUUUUUUUGAUGCUGCGGACUGCCAAGGAAUGUUCAGAACAACUCUUCUCGAACCAUUCUCUUUGAAGAAGGACGAAGCUGCCAAGGCUAAGUCAUUUAAAGGUGCUGUCCCUUACAUUGAAGAGGCUUUGGAAGUCUAUGCUACAGAAGUUGACGAACAAUGGAAGUUGUUCAAUAGUGAGAAAGCAUGGAGCCCUGUUGACCUGGAAGACGUGCAGCUCCCCAAGGAAGUUCACCGAUUCAAGCUUACCUGGGUUCUUAAAAGGAUCUUCACUAUUCACUCUUUGGCGGAAUUCCUUGCUUUUUUAAACUGUAUCUACGUGUCACGUAAUUAUUGCAUUAUAUUUCGCAUCCUCUAUCUUGGAGGGAUUUUUCUUAUAAUGGUACCAGCUUUCCAAAAUCUGAGAGUUUCACUUAUGAAAAUGGAACACAAGAUGCAGUUCUUGUCAACUAUUAUAAAUGAACAAGAAGGUGGUGCGAAUGGAUGGAAUGAAAUUGCAAAGAAAAUGAAUAGGUACUUGUUUGAAAAAAAAGUCUGGACGAAUGAAGAGUUUUUCUUCGAUGGAAUUGACUGUGAAUGGUUUUUUAGCCACUUCUUCUAUCGCCUUUUAUCAUUAAAGAAACCUAUGCGGUUUGCUUCGUUGAACAUUGAACUAUGGCCAUACAUUAAAGAAGCCCAAUUAUCUCGCAGUGAGGAGCCCUUGGUGUAG